Boleophthalmus pectinirostris (great blue-spotted mudskipper) is the source of this 624-nucleotide messenger RNA. RefSeq names its product SUMO-conjugating enzyme UBC9-B-like. Gene Ontology annotation, molecular function: SUMO conjugating enzyme activity. Gene Ontology annotation, cellular component: nucleus. Gene Ontology annotation, biological process: protein sumoylation. The record is from RefSeq and is a predicted model, not a curated record. Lineage: Eukaryota; Metazoa; Chordata; Actinopteri; Gobiiformes; Gobiidae. The transcript has 5 exons. The annotation marks the transcript as partial.
UCACCAAAUAAACAAUUCGGGGUCCUUCGUCGCCGUGUGAGCUCUAUGGUGCUAGCCUUUCGAGCCUCCACAGCUGCACAGUUUUUUACAUUACCUGCUCCCGGUAGACUGCGCCCAUAUUAUUAGUUCACGGUAAUGUUGAAAUAGCAGGAAGUUGCCGCUUUGUUAAACUCCCAUCUACAAUAACUGGUUUGGUUUUCUGACGUCGAAGGGUGUGUUAUUUUUGUUAGCAUCAUUAGCAGCCGCCGCGUUAGCUUUAGCGAACCAAACAAGGUUAUUGUUUGUUAUUAAGCUCUCCAAUUAAACUAUAUAAGAGGGAGGCGUUAAUGAGCAGUCAUGUCGGGCAUCGCUUUGAGCAGACUGUCCCAGGAGCGUAAAGCCUGGAGGAAAGACCACCCAUUUGGUUUUGUUGCUGUGCCUACCAAGAAUCCAGAUGGGACAAUGAACCUCAUGAACUGGGAAUGUGCCAUCCCGGGGAAGAAAGGAACCUUGUGGGAGGGCGGCCUUUACAAACUCCGAAUGCUGUUCAAAGAUGACUACCCGUCUUCUCCACCAAAAUGCAAGUUUGAGCCUCCAAUCUUCCACCCAAAUGUCUACCCAUCUGGCACUGUGUGUCUCUCCAUC